Molecule: messenger RNA, 1478 nt
Organism: Pyricularia grisea
Lineage: Eukaryota; Fungi; Ascomycota; Sordariomycetes; Magnaporthales; Pyriculariaceae
Exons: 2
Coding region: 28-438 (136 amino acids)
Biological process (GO): translational initiation
Cellular component (GO): nucleus
Molecular function (GO): translation initiation factor activity; RNA binding
Source: RefSeq, a predicted model, not a curated record
UCACACUGGAAGAAAAAUAAAACAAAAAUGGCGCGACCGAAACGAAACGUCCUCGCCGCGGCCGAGGAGACCACCACCCCACCAGACGCACUGGCUGCCAACCAAGCCAUCGCGCGCAUCAUCAAGGCCGAGGGCAACAGUCUGUAUUCGUGCACGCUGCCCAACGGCAAAGAGGUCCUCGCGGAGCUGGCCGCGCGCUUUCGAAAUACGAUCUGGGUCAGGAGAGGUGGUUACGUUUUGCUGGAGAGGGCCGACGAGGAGGAGCGCAAGGGUAGCAGGGUGGAAGGCGAGAUUGUCAACAUUGUGCGCGACGAGCGCGAAUGGAGGAAACAGCCAUACUGGCCCAAAGAGUUCACAAAGAAGGUCGAAGAAGACAGCGAUGAGGAGUCAAACGUGGGGAAGAUGCCGCCAUCGGAUUCGGAAGACGACUCUGCUUGAAAGGAUGAACUGGAAAAGAUGAAAACUAUAAGACAACCUGGGGGCAUUUGCGCCAUAUUCCAUGCGCAGCGAAAGCCAGGAGGGCUCAGCGCUUUGCUUCAACCUUUUUCGCAGCCGGUACCUGAGGCCUAAACUCCGCCUUUGCCCCAACCAUAACCGCACCAACGGUGAUAGCCAUCACGCCGACGACAACGCCCGAGCUCACAGGCGUGCUGGGGUAGACGUUCCAAGCCCACUCCUGCAGGGCCCACAGUCCCCAUUGAAGCACAGGAUGGAUUCCGCUCCGCCAGAGCAGAUACGGGGUUGACCAGGCUAGAUAGGCGUAGAAUUGGUAGUGCAGCGACCGCGCAAAUAGCAUUCCAACAAUGUUGGCCGUCAGCAUCGUCGUCAUGACAUACUCUGGCGUGACUGCACGCGCCGCCAUCUGGGCCUCUUCCGCUGUAAAGAUUGGCCGCCCGGAGAGAAGAGGUGCUAUGAGGCCGCCAAUGCUUUUGCUCGCAGGCUUGAGCCACCGCUUCGUGAUAAAGGCCAACAAUACUGAUGCGUGGAGCGCGAGCAGUGUGAUGGCAAACGGCUUGCUCAAGAAAGUUUCCUCGCCAACAAACCGCCAGUUGACAGUCCACUUGAACAUGAACUGCCUCGAGAAUUCGAAUGCUCGGCUAAGAUAGCCCCAUGCGUUCUUGGACAAGAAGGGAAGACCGAUGGCGACCUGGAGCUGGCCCAUGAUGGAUGCGACGUUUAGUGCGCCUCCGAAACCGCGACCGAGGAGGAGAAUUACACCGACUGCCGGUAGAGACAAGAGCACAGUCAUCUUGAUACCCAAUCCGAAGCUGUAGAAGACGCCUCCGAGGGACCAAGCGCGGCGCUGGAAGCAGUAGAUGGCGACCCAAAAGAAUAACACGGCGAAGCAAUCAUUGAAGCAGCGAAGCACAAAGAUACUGUGCAGGCGUUUCGACAUGACAAGGAGGGGCAGGACAUAGGGUGGAACCUGUAAUGUGCCUAUUUGUUAGCCUGGAUAUCAACAUGGAAAAUGUCAUGAC